This is a messenger RNA of Prionailurus viverrinus (fishing cat), 2086 nucleotides long. RefSeq names its product zinc finger protein 182-like. Gene Ontology annotation, biological process: regulation of immune system process; negative regulation of transcription by RNA polymerase II; regulation of cytokine production. Bases 423 to 1589 code for a protein of 388 amino acids. Gene Ontology annotation, molecular function: DNA-binding transcription repressor activity, RNA polymerase II-specific. The transcript has 5 exons. Lineage: Eukaryota; Metazoa; Chordata; Mammalia; Carnivora; Felidae. The record is from RefSeq and is a predicted model, not a curated record.
CACAGCGCUACCCCCGGGCGGGAGUGAGGCUCUUAUCCUUGCACCUGGUUGGUCUUGGUCCUGGCUGGAGGUGCGCGGAGGAAGCGGGCGCGGAUUUGGGGAAGUGGAGUGAGUGGGUGAAGAACAAUAGGACUUUGGGGGUAGGCGUGAACCGGGGUGUGUCAAAAGCUGCAGUGACCGUCCUUAACCUGGGUCCGAGAGUCUGGGGCGGGCGGGGUCCCGGGUCUGCCUUCUUGCUGGUGUUGCGCUGCAGGUGUCGCGCUGCAGAUGUCGCUGCCGGAGCGCGUCCAGCGGUGCCAGUGCUCGCAAGUGGCACCAGGGUCAGGAGCGCCCUCUGGAGUGUGCAAAGAGAACCAAGUUUUACUGAAGGUCUGAAGGUCUGAAGGUUCCAGAUCUCUGUCUUCACCCAGAGGCUGCAGAAAAUGACCAAGUCGCAGGGACCGGUAUCAUUCAAGGACGUGGCUGUGAAUUUCACCCAGGAGGAGUGGCAGUAUCUGGACCUUCCCCAGAGGGAUCUAUACAAGGAUGUGAUGCUGGAGAACUAUAUCAACCUCAUCUCAGUGGGCUAUCAAACUACUAAGCCAUCUGUGAUCCACAAGUUGGAGCAAGGUGAAGAACCAUGGAUGGUAGAGAGAGAAAUCCCAAAUUGGAGCUAUGCAGAAGAAACAUGGCAACUUGAUGACCACAUGGAACAACACCAAGAGAACCAAGAAACACUUUUGAAGCAUGCUGCAUUCAUUGACCAGGAAACUGGGACUGACGAGAAAGGUAACAAGUGUAAUGCACUUGAAAAUAUAUUUCAUCUGAGCACAGACUUCAUUUCUUCAAAACAGAGACUCCAAAAAUAUGACCCCUACGGUAGGAGUUUGAAUUUUUUCGGCUUAUUUAGUGGUAAUAGAAGAUACUCAAAAAAGACUGAAUGUAGUGAAUGUGGGAAAGCCUUCUUCCAGAAGUCAGACCUUAUUAUACAUAAGAGAACUCAUACAGGAGAAAAGCCCUUUGUAUGUACAGAGUGUGGGAAAGCCUUCAGCAAGAAAUCCAAUCUUGUUACACAUCUCAGGAUCCAUACUCAAGAGAAACCUUAUGAAUGUACUGAAUGUAGAAAAGCUUUCACCCAUAAGUCACACCUCACUGAACAUCAAAGAAUUCACACUGGGGAGAAACCGUAUGAAUGUGAUGAGUGUGGGAAAGCGUUUUUCCAAAAAUCACACCUCAGUAUUCAUCAGAGAACUCAUACUGGAGAGAAACCCUAUGGGUGUGACGAAUGUGGGAGAGCCUUCAGCAUGAAGUCUCACCUCUUUGUACAUCAGAGAAUACACACAGGAGAGAAACCUUACGUAUGUACCAGGUGUGAGAGGGCUUUCAGUGAAGUGUCCUGCCUUAUGAGACAUCAGAAAAUCCAUACUGGGGAGAAACCUUAUGAAUGUAAUGAGUGCAAAAAAGCCUUUUCUGAGAAGUCUGACCUCCUCAUACAUCACAGAACUCACACAGGAGAAAAGCCCUAUGAAUGCAGUCAGUGUGGAAAAGCCUUCAGACAUAGCUCGGCCCUCUGUCGACAUAAAAGGACUCAUAAAGAAAAAAUUCCUUAAAAGAGAAACUAAUGUGGGAAUAUCUUCAACUAAAAGCUUCAGUAGAAAUCAAAUCUUGGAGUGCUGGAGUGGCUCGGUCUGUUAAGCAUCUGACUUUGGCCUAGGCCAUGAUCUCGCUGUUCUGGAGUUCAAGCCCCGUGUCCGGCUCUGUGCUGACAGCUCAGGGCCUGGAGCCUGUUUCAGACUCUGUGUCUCCCUCUCUGCCUCUCCCCCCUCUCUUUCUUUCUCUUAAAAAGAAAGAAACAUUAAAAAAAAAUCAAAUCUUAUUAUGUAUAAAGAAGUCAAGCCUCUUAAUUCAGCAUAUUUUAAAAGUGUGUAAUUAUGUUUUCAUAGAAGUGAUAUUCCAGAUGUGAUCCCAAAGUAUUUCUAGAAGAUAUAGAAAGUAUAUCUCCUUGUCCAGGGCCCCUGGGUGGCUCAGUCGGUUAAGCGUCCGACUUCGGCUCAGGUCAUGAGUUCAUGGUUUGUGAGUUUGAGCCCCACAUUGGGCUCUGUGCUGA